GAAACAACUUUUUCAAAGAGCGUGAAGUGACAGUAAAGCUAUAAAAAUAGCUGCGUGGAAGUUACAAUCCACUCGAGCCAGUUUUGAAUUCUCGCAUUCAGAUUGCUGCGAAGUUAUUGUUUGAUUUUCGAGUUGAGAGGAGGUCGAGGGGCAUGGCUUAUUCGAGCGAUGAAGGAGUAGAAGAGGUCCCUGGAAGCUAUGGCUUGCCCGUCAUCGGAGCCAUUGCGGAUCGCUUCGACUAUUUCGUAAAGGAAGGGGUAGAUGCUUUCUUCAAAACGCGCAUAGAAAAAUAUAAGAGCACCGUAUUCAGAGUGAACAUGCCACCUGGGCCGCCUUUGUUUCCUGAUCCUCGCGUCAUAAUCCUGCUGGACGCCAAGAGCUUUCCCAUACUCUUCGAUGUGAGUAAAGUGGAAAAGAAGAACGUCUUCACGGGCGUCUACAUGCCCAGCACAGACUUUACCGGGGGCUACCGUGUGCUCUCGUAUUUGGACCCUUCCGAAGAAAAUCAUACCAAGCUCAAGAAUUUCUGCUUCCAUGUACUCAAGAUCAAUGCAAACAGAUGGUUCCCAGAGUUCGAGCGGGCCACGGGAGAGAUGUGGGCUAAGCUUGACAAACAAUUUGCCGAGUCCGGCAAGGCCGAAUUUACCAGUGAGAAUUUGCAAAUGUGUUUUAAUUUUCUGUGCAGGUCGGUGCUGAACAGAGAUCCUGCAGAUUCAGGGCCUGCCAGUCUGGGAACGCAUGGGCCUACUUACGUUCAAACGUGGAUUGGGCUUCAGCUCGCUCCCAUUGCAAGCACUGGCAUACUACCCAAGAUCUUGGAGGAGUUCACCAUCCACGCGGUCCCUCUGCCGUUCCUCCUUGUGCGUGGAGAUUACGAUAAAGUGUAUGAUUUCUUCUGGACGUAUGGCAAGCAGGCGCUUGAUGCUGCGGAGGAGCAGUUCGGUCUAAAACGAGAGGAGGCGUGUCAUAAUUUGGUGUUCAACAUAUGCUUCAAUACCUUCGGAGGAAUGUUCAUUUUCUUUCCCAGCCUCGUACAACACAUUGCGGCUGCGGGCAAGCAGCUGCACGCAGAUCUGGCAGAAGAAGUAAGAGCUGCCAUUAAAGAGAAUGGAGGAUUGAACAUGAGAGCGCUGGAGAGCAUGGCGUUGGUCCGGUCGACGGUGUAUGAAGCGCUGAGGAUCGAGCCGCCCGUGCCGUUCCAGUACGGACAUGCGAAAGAGGACAUGGUGGUGGAGUCGCACGAUGGGAGAUAUGCGGUGAAGAAGGGAGAGAUGCUUGGUGGGUAUCAGCCCUUUGCCACCAGAGAUCCCAAGGUGUUUGACAAUCCUGAGGAUUUUGUUCCUCGACGUUUCAUGGGAGAAGAAGGGGAGAAAUUGUUAAGAUAUGUGCUGUGGUCGAAUGGGCCGGAGACUGAGGAGACGACGGUGCAUAACAAGCAGUGUGCGGGGAAGAACUUCGUGGUGAUGAUAUCACGGCUACUGGUGGCGCAUCUGUUCGCUCAUUACGACUCCUUUGAGAUCGACACGUCCAAAACUACCAAAGUUGUUUUUACCUCCCUGCAGAAGGCCACUUCUUAGUUCCCUGUCUGUCACUCUCUUUAAUGUCCCGGAUGUCUGUCUAGUAUUUCCGCCUCCCCCCACUUAAUAAAGAGGUGCGUAACAUUUGUCAAAAUGCAUCCGGACGGGACAGACUACGCUUAUUUGCAUUUUAAUAUUUGGUGAUAAUGAUCAAUUAUUUCCUUUCCAGGUCAAUGCAUCUUUAAAGGUGCGUGAAAAUUAAAAGUUUGUUAAUGUUAUUUGAAUUAUCUUUA
Messenger RNA from Cryptomeria japonica (Japanese cedar), 1810 nucleotides. Its product is annotated as allene oxide synthase 1, chloroplastic. The transcript has a single exon. Gene Ontology annotation, biological process: sterol metabolic process. The coding region runs from base 153 to 1577 and encodes 474 amino acids. The record is from RefSeq and is a predicted model, not a curated record. Lineage: Eukaryota; Viridiplantae; Streptophyta; Pinopsida; Cupressales; Cupressaceae. Gene Ontology annotation, molecular function: iron ion binding; monooxygenase activity; heme binding.